AUGCCCCAAGGAUACGCCAUUUUCGACCAGGCCAAGUGGUCUGACUUCCAGAAGAUUGACUUCGACUUGAAAAACCCUGCGGACGAUGACGUAGAAGUGUCUAUCACGCACUGUGGUAUCUGUGGAUCCGAUCUGCACACGGUGCGCGGCGAUUGGGGCACUUUUUGUGUACCUGCUGUGAUUCCCGGACACGAGAUCGUUGGCACCGUCACGAGCGUCGGUAAAUCUGUCCAGGACAUCAAAGUGGGCGACCGUGUCGGUAUCGGUGCGCAAGUCGGCUCUUGCAUGAACUGCAAUGACUGCUCGCAUGACAACGAGAACUACUGUGCAAAUUACAUGGUGGACACAUACAACUCUCGCUGGCCUGAUGGCAGUAUUGCACAAGGCGGCUACUCCACCGCCAUUCGUGCGCACCAGAAGUUUGUAUUCCCUAUUCCGGACGGUAUCAAGUCGGAGCACGCGGCACCUAUGCUGUGUGCAGGACUUACCGUGUACAGCCCUCUCUAUCGGAGCAAGGUGGGUCCAGGAAGCCGUGUAGGUGUCAUUGGCGUGGGUGGUUUGGGCCACUUUGGUAUCAUGUUUGCGCAAGCCCUGGGAGCCGAGGUUUUCGCUUUUUCCCACACUGCCUCUAAAAAAGAGGACGCACACCGUAUGGGUGCUAACGAGUUUAUUUUGAUGGACAAGUCGGAUGACUGGCUCAAGCGCCUGCAACAGGCUCCCCUGGACGUGAUCAUUAACACGGCCAGCUCGUCCAGCGUAGAAGUGGCCAAGGUUGUCUCGUGCCUCAAGGUUGGUGGCCACAUCUACUGUCUGGGCCUGCCGAAGGAAGGCUUCAGGUUGCCUGUAAUGCAGCUCUGUGGUCGUGGCGCUUUUAUCGGCAGUAGUCACAUUGGUUCCAAGAAGGAGGCUUUAGACAUGCUCCGUCUUGCUGCCGAGAAGAAGAUCGAACCUUGGAUCGAAGUGCUUCCUAUGAAGGAAUGCUCCAAGGCCAUUGAGCGUGUAGCGAAAGGAGAUGUUCGUUACCGCUUCGUUCUUGAGCAGGACCUGUGA
Messenger RNA from Malassezia restricta, 1050 nucleotides. Its product is annotated as NADPH-dependent medium chain alcohol dehydrogenase. Gene Ontology annotation, biological process: alcohol metabolic process. Gene Ontology annotation, molecular function: zinc ion binding; alcohol dehydrogenase (NADP+) activity. The transcript is spliced from 5 exons. NCBI's taxonomy places the organism in Eukaryota, Fungi, Basidiomycota, Malasseziomycetes, Malasseziales, Malasseziaceae. The coding region runs from base 1 to 1050 and encodes 349 amino acids. The record is from RefSeq and is a predicted model, not a curated record.